Messenger RNA from Gigantopelta aegis, 1923 nucleotides. RefSeq lists its product as uncharacterized. NCBI's taxonomy places the organism in Eukaryota, Metazoa, Mollusca, Gastropoda, Neomphalida, Peltospiridae. The record is from RefSeq and is a predicted model, not a curated record. The transcript has a single exon. The coding region runs from base 1 to 1923 and encodes 640 amino acids.
AUGGAAAAAUACAUAUCGUUCUCUGUUGGCAGUUUACGGUUCAUAGACUCACUUCAGUUUUUGAACGCAUCGCUUGAGACACUGGUUACUAAUUUGAAAGCAGACGGUAGUGAUAAAUUCACUCAACUCACAAAAGAAUUUUCAGAUGAACAGAAAAUCAGCUUACUUCUAAGAAAAGGGGUAUACCCUUAUGACUUUAUGGAUGACGAGUCUAAAUUUAACAUGUCUCAGCUCCCUGCUCAAGCUGAGUUUUAUAAUAGUCUAACUGAUAGUGAUAUCUCGGACGAGGAUUAUGAGCAUGCUCAUCAGGUGUGGACAACGUUUGACCUGAAAACCAUGGGAGAGUACCACGAUUUGUACAUGAAAACAGAUGUUCUUCUCUUGGCAGAUGUAUUUGAAAAUUUUAGAAACAUGUGCUUAGAUUAUUAUGAUUUGGACAGUGCUCAUUAUUUCACUUUACCCGGUGUAGGGUGGGAUGCCAUGCUCAAGAUGGGAGGUGUGGAACUUGAACUUCUCACAGAUUUGGAUAUGCAUCUUAUGAUAGAGCAUGGUCUAAGAGGUGGAAUUUCAAUGAUAUCAAAAAAGUUUUCCAAAGCUAACAAUCCUUAUCUUGAAACAUUUAAUGAAAAUGAACCCUCUACCUAUCUUAUGUAUUUGGAUGCUAAUAACCUGUAUGGACAUAGUAUGUCCCAAUACCUCCCUGAAAGAGAUUUCGAGUGGGUUAAAGACUUGGACAGUCUUGACAUUAUGACUGUGACAGAGAAUUCAAACACGGGGUAUAUUUUGGAGGUAGAUCUUGAAUACCCCACAGAAUUACAUGACUGUCACAGGUACUACCCUCUGGCCCCUGAAUCUAUGCUAGUCACUGAUGCUAUGCUUUCUCCUCACUCACAGCAGCUGAGAGAUAAACUUUGUCUUACAGGUCGGCCUGUACGAAAAUUAGUUCCAAACCUCAAUGAUAAAGAGAAAUAUGUACUACAUUACAGAAACUUACAAUUCUAUCUCAGACAGGGAAUAAAGUUGACAAAGAUCCAUAGAGCGAUUCAGUUUAGACAGUCUCCAUGGUUAAAGACCUAUAUCGAUUUCAAUACGGAAAAAAGAAAGCAGUCUAAAAAUGAAACUGAAAAAGCUUUUUUUAAGUUGAUGAACAACUCCUGCUUUGGUCGAAGCAUGAUGAAUGUAAGAAAGCAUGUGAACGUGGAGCUGGUCAAUUCAAAGAAACGUUUAACGAAACUCUGUGCUAAACCCGCAUUUGAAGGCUUUAAAAUAUUUAACCCUGAUUUGGCUGCAGUUCAUCUUAAGAAAGCCACUAUCUUUCUUAACCAGCCUAUCUAUGCCGGAUUUUCAAUUCUAGACAUGUCUAAAAUUGUUAUGUAUGAAUUUCACUAUGAUUUCAUGAGAGCAAAGUAUGGGAAUAAAGUCCAACUUUUAUUCACGGAUACAGAUUCACUGUGUUAUGAGAUAGAAACAGAAGAUAUCUAUUCUGAUUUUCAGAAACAUGCCAACUUGUUUGACACAAGUAACUAUAAUCUCUCUCACCCUCUCUUCUCUAUUGUAAAUGCCAAAGUGUUAGGUAAAAUGAAGGAUGAGCUUGGGGGAUCUGUCAUGGAAGAGUUUGUAGGUCUUAGACCGAAAAUGUAUUCAGUUUUGUAUGAGGGGAAAGAGAAAAAAAUAGCUAAAGGUGUUAGUAAAACUGUGAUAAAAAAGGUUCUGAAGCACACUAUGUAUAAGAAAUGUUUGUUUGAACAUUCCCAACUGAGACAUAGCAUGACUAAUAUUCAGAGUGUGAAUCAUCAGCUUUACAGUGUAGCUACUAACAUGAUAAGUUUAUCUCCCUACGAUGACAAACGCUAUGUCCUUGAAGAUGGAAUCCAUACACUAGCCCAUGGACACUACCGUACUCCUACUGGAAUCAUUGAUUAG